GGGGCGGAGACCCAUAAUCCGGAAGUGGACCCAAAGCGUUUUCCGGCCCUACUCACGUUGCGGCCUUCCUCGCGUCACCGCCGGGAUGAAGCCGAUCCUACUGCAGGGCCAUGAGCGGUCCAUUACGCAGAUUAAGUAUAACCGCGAAGGAGACCUCCUCUUUACUGUGGCCAAGGACCCUAUCGUCAAUGUAUGGUACUCUGUGAAUGGUGAGAGGCUGGGCACCUACAUGGGCCAUACCGGAGCUGUGUGGUGUGUGGACGCUGACUGGGACACCAAGCAUGUCCUCACUGGCUCAGCUGACAACAGCUGUCGUCUCUGGGACUGUGAAACAGGUAAGCUAGGAAAACACAAAGUCCAUGCUAUCUCAGCUUUCUCAUUUGGGUGCUUAGGUUUCUGGGGAACUGAGAUUAGUAGGGAUUGGGCCCAGUCAGUCUCACUCUUCCUCCUUCCCCAGUCUGGAGAGGUGUUGGUGAAUGUUAAGGAGCACUCCCGGCAGAUCAAUGACAUCCAGUUGUCCAGGGACAUGACCAUGUUUGUGACCGCAUCCAAGGACAACACAGCCAAGCUUUUUGACUCCACAACUCUUGAACAUCAGAAGACUUUCCGGACAGAACGUCCCGUCAACUCAGCUGCUCUCUCCCCCAACUAUGACCAUGUGGUCCUGGGCGGUGGUCAGGAAGCCAUGGAUGUAACCACAACCUCCACCAGGAUUGGCAAGUUUGAGGCCAGGUUCUUCCAUUUGGCCUUUGAAGAAGAGUUUGGAAGAGUCAAGGGUCACUUUGGACCUAUCAACAGUGUUGCUUUCCAUCCUGAUGGCAAGAGCUACAGCAGCGGCGGUGAAGAUGGUUACGUCCGUAUCCAUUACUUCGACCCACAGUACUUCGAAUUCGAGUUUGAGGCUUGAGAAGCUGGAUCUCCGGCCGGGCGCAGUGGUUCAUGCCUGUAAUCUCACCACUUUGGGAGGUCAAGGUGGGCGGAUCACCUGAGGUCAGGAGUUUGGGACCAGCCUGACCAGCAUGAAGAAACCCCAUCUCUACUAAAAAUAUAAAAAUUAGCAGGGCGUGGUGGCACGCGCCUAUAGUCCCAGCUACUCAGGAGGCUGAGGCAGGAGAAUCACUUGAACCCAGGAGGCGGAGGUUGCAGUGAGCUGAGAUCGUGUCAUUGCACUCCAGCCUGGGCAACAAGAGCGAAACUCCGUCUCAAAAAAAAAAUAAUAAUAAUAAGCUGGAUCUCCAUCCGGGCCAGAGAAGAUUCUCACAGAAGGUUUUGAACUCUAAGAAAUAAAUUGGUUUGGUAAUAAAUGGCUUCUGGUCAGAUA
This is a messenger RNA of Cercocebus atys (sooty mangabey), 1321 nucleotides long. RefSeq names its product eukaryotic translation initiation factor 3, subunit I (gene EIF3I). NCBI's taxonomy places the organism in Eukaryota, Metazoa, Chordata, Mammalia, Primates, Cercopithecidae. Gene Ontology annotation, biological process: cytoplasmic translational initiation. The coding region runs from base 86 to 907 and encodes 273 amino acids. Gene Ontology annotation, cellular component: cytoplasm; eukaryotic translation initiation factor 3 complex, eIF3m. The record is from RefSeq and is a predicted model, not a curated record. Gene Ontology annotation, molecular function: protein binding; translation initiation factor activity; RNA binding. The transcript has 9 exons.